AUGACCUGCGCAUUGGAAAUUAUGUUGGUCGAAGACUACUCUCUUGGAGAUGUGAUCGUCUUCGACUUGGCAAACGUGAAUGGUGGACACAUCGUGCGCACGGAUAUCAACCUCAUCCGCAAUCUCGAAGUCUGCUACAAGACUGCUUACCGCCGGAGGUUGAAAGGACUGCACUUGGUGAACGCGUCGAAGAUCAUACAUUCAGCCAUGAAAAUAGUGAAGGUGGCGCUGUCUGAAAAGUUACAAAAGAGGGUGUUCGCGCACCUUCCAGGAUCGACGACUCUGUUCGAGUACGUGCAGCGUGACUGCAUACCAGACGAGCUGGGGGGCACUGCUGGACCUGUUGAUAACUUUUCCUACAAACUUAGGGAGAUGGUCAGCCGUGAGUGGCUGCUGGAGAAAGACAAGUACAUGUCAGACGAGAGCAAACGCCCCGCCGAGAACCGCUAUGGCGACAUCUACGGCAUCGCAGGCUCGUUUAAAAAACUGUCCGUGGACUGA
Molecule: messenger RNA, 501 nt
Organism: Schistocerca piceifrons (Central American locust)
Lineage: Eukaryota; Metazoa; Arthropoda; Insecta; Orthoptera; Acrididae
Product: clavesin-1-like
Exons: 4
Coding region: 1-501 (166 amino acids)
Cellular component (GO): membrane
Molecular function (GO): phosphatidylinositol bisphosphate binding
Source: RefSeq, a predicted model, not a curated record